Molecule: messenger RNA, 1566 nt
Organism: Trichosurus vulpecula (common brushtail)
Lineage: Eukaryota; Metazoa; Chordata; Mammalia; Diprotodontia; Phalangeridae
Product: zinc finger protein 786-like
Exons: 1
Coding region: 1-1566 (521 amino acids)
Source: RefSeq, a predicted model, not a curated record
AUGUAUCGCCAUAAGAGGAGUCUGAUCAACCACCAACUUAUUCACAGUGGAGAAAGACCAUUUCAUUGUCCUGAGUGUGAUAAGAGCUUCCGCCAGAAGAGCAACAUGAGGGCCCAUCAGCGUUGUCAACACUACGGGGAGAGGCCGUUCUCUUGUGUAGAAUGUGGGAAGGACUUUGCUGAGAAAUCUAAACUCGCAAACCACAUGAGAGUGCCCAGUGGGGAGAAGCCAUUCCAAUGUCCUGAGUGUAACAAGAGCUUCCACAUGAAAGGUGACCUGAAAGCUCACCAGCGUGCCCAUAGUAGGGACAGGCCAUUCUCUUGCAGUGAGUGUGGCAAGGGCUUUCUAGUAAAGUCUAAGCUCACCAACCACUUCAGAGUACAUACAGGGGAGAAGCCAUUCCAGUGUCUUGAAUGUGAGAAGAGUUUUCGGCUGAAGGGCAUGCUGAAAGUGCACGAGCGAGUGCAUACUGGGGAGAGGCCAUUCUCUUGCAGGAAAUGUGGCAAGGGUUUCACCAAGCAGCGUAAGCUCACAGAACACAUGAGAGUACAUAGUAGGGAAAAGCCGUUCCAGUGUCUGGAGUGUGACAAGAGCUUCCGCCAAAAAGGGCAGCUGCUGAGGCACCAGCGCCUUCACACAGGGCAGAUCCCUUUUCCGUGUCCUCACUGUGAGAAGACCUUCCACCUAAAGGGUGACAUGAAUGCUCAUCAGCGUGCACACAGUAGGGAGAGGUCAUUCUCUUGCAGUGAGUGUGAGAAGAACUUUACCCACCAGAGUAAACUCACUGAGCACCUCAGGCUGCAUAGUGGGGAGAAGCCCUUCCAGUGCACUGAAUGUGAUAAGAGCUUUCGUCUCAAGGGCAUCUUGAAGGACCACCAAUGCAUACACAGAGGAGAAAAGCCAUUCUCUUGCAGUGAGUGUGGCAAGAGCUUUAGCAGGCAAUCGAAGCUCACUGAACACGGGAGAGUGCACAGUGGGGAGAAGCCUUUCUGGUGUCAGGACUGUGGCAAGAGCUUCCGCCUAAAAGGCCAGCUGCUCAGUCACCAGCGCCUACACACAGGAGAGAGACCCUUCCAGUGCCCUGAGUGUGAUAAGAGUUACCGUGUGAAGGCGGAUAUGAAGGCCCACCUGCGCUUACACAGUAGGGAGUGGCCAUUCUCCUGCGAUUGUGGUAAGGGCUUCACUAAACACUCCAAGCUCAUUGAACACAUUCGAACACACACAGGGGAGAAGCCCUUCCAGUGCCCUAAAUGUGAUAAGAGUUUCCGCCUGAAAGGGCAGCUGCUUAGCCAUCAGGGCCUUCACACAGGGGAGAGACCUUUCCAUUGCCCCAAAUGUGACAAGAGUUUCCGACAAAAGGGACAUCUCCUUACGCAUCAGCGCAUUCACAAGCCUGAGAGGCCAUUCUCUUGUGGAGAGUGUGGCAAGGGCUUCAUCUAUAAAUCUAAACUUGCCACUCACUUCAGAGUACACACCAAGGGUAAGUCCUGUGAUGUCCCAAGUGAAGCUAAUAGUACACGCAAGCGUUUCCACAUAUUUGAGUUAAUAGAGUCUGAUUGGAGUUGA